AAGUGAGAGAGAACAUAAAAUAAAGGGAAGCUUGGGCAACACAAAGUAACCGUUAGGACUUGAGAGCUCCUAAUAUUUCAUCAAAUCCUCUUUCCUUUCUCAGAAAACUAUCCGUUACCUGCGAGCUUCUCCUAGCAGAAAAAACCUUGCUGUUAUUCAACAACAGAGAGGUUUUUUCUAUACAAUAAUAUACAGCAAUUGAAUUGAAGGUCAAGAAAAAAAAAACACAGAACAAUCAUGGAAUCGACAACACAAAGAAGAAAGAGUGGAAUUAACCUUCCAUCUACAAUGUCGGAAACCUCUCUUCGGCUUGACGCCUUUUCUUCUUCUACCAGCUCAAAGCGAACAAGCAAUUUGGCAUCAUCCCCAAUGUCCAACAGGUCACCUCGGACUAUAUCGAACCUGUCAUCAUCCCCAUCAUCUAAAUCUGCAACUUGCAGUGAUAGAUUCAUUCCCUGUAGAUCUUCAUCGAGACUACACACUUUUGGGCUGGUGGAGAAGGCUUCUCCGGUGAAGGAGGGAGGAGGAGGAACCAACGAUGGAUACUCCAGGUUAUUGAAAUCUGAGCUUUUUGGGGCUGAUUUUAGUUCUUUCUCUUCUCCUACAGGUUCUAAAGGCGGUGCCUCCCCCAUGAGUAUGAGUCCCAGUAAGAAUAUGCUGAGGUUCAAAACUGAAAAUUCAGGGCCUAAUUCUCCUUAUUCCCCCUUGGUUUUGGGGCACAGAGACACUUGCCUCUCUAAUGAGGUUUCAACCCCUCCUAAACCCCCUAGGAAAGUGCCCAAGACACCCCACAAGGUUCUGGAUGCUCCAUCACUUCAAGAUGACUUCUACUUGAACCUAGUUGAUUGGUCCUCACAGAAUGUACUUGCUGUUGGGCUCGGAACUUGUGUUUAUUUAUGGACAGCCUCAAAUAGUAGAGUGACAAAGUUGUGCGACUUAGGACCCACUGAUAGUGUCUGUUCAGUCCAAUGGACCCGGGAGGGGUCUUAUUUAUCAAUUGGUACAAGUCUUGGGCAAGUUCAGGUUUGGGAUGGAACUCAAUGCAAGAAGGUUAGAACAUUUGCUGGACAUCAGACAAGAACUGGAGUCCUUGCAUGGAGUUCACGCAUUCUAUCUUCUGGUAGCAGAGACAGAAACAUCCUUCAGCAUGACGUUCGUGUUCCAAGUGACUUUAUUAGCAAAUUUGUCGGUCACAAGUCCGAGGUUUGUGGGUUGAAAUGGUCUCAUGAUGAUAGAGAGCUUGCGUCAGGGGGAAAUGACAAUCAGCUCUUAGUGUGGAAUCAGCGAUCUCAGCAACCAGUUUUGAAGCUAACGGAGCAUACUGCCGCGGUCAAGGCCAUUACCUGGUCUCCUCACCAAUGUGGACUUCUGGCAUCAGGAGGAGGAACAGCUGAUCGAUGCAUUCGCUUUUGGAACACAACCAAUGGCAAUCAAUUGAACCAUGUUGAUACAGGAAGCCAGGUAUGCAAUCUAGCGUGGAGUAGAAAUGUAAAUGAGAUAGUUAGCACACAUGGGUAUUCCCAAAACCAAAUCAUGGUGUGGAAGUAUCCAUCAAUGUCAAAGGUUGCCACUCUAACUGGCCAUAGUCUUCGUGUCCUAUAUCUUGCCAUGUCACCUGAUGGCCAGACAAUAGUAACUGGAGCAGGAGAUGAGACACUGCGCUUUUGGAAUGUAUUUCCCUCAGUAAAAACUCCUGCAGCAGUGAAGGACACAGGACUAUGGUCUUUAGGCAGGACGCACAUACGCUGAUGUAAUUAUUGUUGCUGUAAAUGGAACUGGAAACCAAGAAACAAUCUCCCAGAGAAUUGAUUGCGCUGUUUUAAACACCUUCUUCAAUUCACAAACAUAUAUAUAUAUAUAU
Solanum dulcamara is the source of this 1861-nucleotide messenger RNA. RefSeq names its product protein FIZZY-RELATED 3. Lineage: Eukaryota; Viridiplantae; Streptophyta; Magnoliopsida; Solanales; Solanaceae. Gene Ontology annotation, biological process: positive regulation of ubiquitin protein ligase activity; anaphase-promoting complex-dependent catabolic process; positive regulation of anaphase-promoting complex-dependent catabolic process. The transcript is spliced from 10 exons. Gene Ontology annotation, cellular component: anaphase-promoting complex. The record is from RefSeq and is a predicted model, not a curated record. Gene Ontology annotation, molecular function: ubiquitin ligase activator activity; anaphase-promoting complex binding; protein binding. Bases 238 to 1749 code for a protein of 503 amino acids.